Messenger RNA from Coregonus sp. 'balchen', 760 nucleotides. NCBI's taxonomy places the organism in Eukaryota, Metazoa, Chordata, Actinopteri, Salmoniformes, Salmonidae. The record is from the annotation of a GenBank genome assembly.
AUGCGUGACGCGAUUGGAGAGGCUCUGUCCAAUAGCGAGGUGGCUAAUCGAAUCUGGGUGGAGCCUAGCAACGGUUGCUGUGCCGACUGUGGCGCCACCAAACCUGAGUGGGCUGCCAUCAACCUGUGUGUGGUGGUCUGCAAACGCUGUGCAGGUGUGUGUGUGUUUAUUAUCAGACAGUUGUAGAAUUUCAGAUCCACUGACCUUUGGUUGGACCUAUUUGUCUAUUAUACACAGAAUGCAGUCAUAGAAUUAUGUCUAUUUUACAUGUUUGUGUGUCUGUGUAUGUGUUGUAGGAGAGCAUCGGGGUUUGGGCCCCAGCAUCUCUAAGGUACGCAGUCUGAAGAUGGACAGGAAGGUGUGGACAGAGGAGCUUAUACAGGUAUAUACACACACACACACACACACACAUAUAUACACACGCACACAUAUACACACACACACACACUCACAGAGACAGACAGACAUCCAGACAGACACACAGAGAUACACACACACACAGUGUUUUGGUGUCCCUAUCUAUCCCCCCCUCCCCUAUCCCUCACCUGUCCCCCAGGUGUUCCUGUUGCUAGGUAACAAGCGUCUGAACGGGUUCUGGGCGGCAAACGUCCCUCUCAGCGAGUUGCUGAGUCCGACCAGCUGCAGCGAAGACCGCCGACGAUUCAUCAGCUCCAAAUACAGACAGGGCAAAUACCGCAAAUACCACCCCCUCUACGGCAACCAGAGAGAGCUCAACAACGUAAGAUCAACCUUUAUAUAA